UUCGUGGCUUGAGCGAGGUGUGGACGAUGGACCCGACAUAUCUUAUCCGACCUUCCCCAGUCGCGCCGACUGCACAAACUUGGAAGUGCAAGCUUGGAAGGGCAAGCCCGAAGGAGCAAGCGUGUUCAACAGAGAUAUCACCACCAUGGCAGACUAUGCCUUGCCCUCGCCCGUCCUCCACGUCGUGUAUGGCGCGUACGGCGACGCCUUCCUGCUAGAGUACCAGCUCGGCCAGGUCCGAAAGCUCAUGCUGCUUGAUGGCGGGCCAACCUCUCGAGGGGUGACGGACCACCAGUGGGCGCCGUACUCUCGCAACUAUGUGGCCGUGGCCAAACUCCUCUGGAAGCAGUUCCAACACACGCGGGGGCAACCCGUCGAGGCCACGAUCAAGCCCAAUGCCAUCAUCAAUUCGCAUCCGGACCAUGACCACUACGAGGGGCUCAUGUACCUCCUCAACAGGCUGUGGCCGGUGCCGCCCUCGGGCCCUGGAGGAGUGCCGCCGCCCAUCGAGCUCGACUUCACCGGCCCGUUCCUGUUGCCGGUCCCCACGAACCCCAACGGCACAGAGUUCAAGAAGUGGGAGCACUCGAAGAAGGCCAUCGAGGGCCCGCUCACCAAGCGCCAGUUCAAGCGCACGCUCUUGGCGGGGCCGCUGGACGACAAUAGCCCCCUGGCGGGGCUGCACAUCUUCUAUCCCGCAGCAACAAACACAGAGGGCGCCUUCACCCACGUUUCGUCCUGGAACCGGCCCGCGGGCUCUCCCUUGAUCGCGGGUGGCAACAACGCCAGCACCGGCUCUCAGCCUAUUGAGCCGGAGGACGGGAAUGAGGGGGGCGACGAUGACGACGACGGGGCGCUUGUGGAGGAGAAGGAGGAAGACGACGACGAGAUCUACUCGUAUACGCUCGGCAACGCGCUGGGCCACACGCGCAAGCUGCCCAAGAUACGCAUCAAGAAGCCCGUCAACGCCGACAUCGACCAGUCCAAGACGAACCUGAGCAGCAUCCUGCUUUGCACCGUGCAGGAUACGGGCGGCCAGAUCAUGAUGACGGGAGAUAGCGUAGGCUGGCGCGUCAAUGGGGAGACUUUCGCGAACGUCCACGGGCGGCCGCACGUGAAUAUCUACAAGGUGCAGCAUCACGGCAGCGUCAAGAAUAACCAGCUCCUGGACCAGGAGCCAAGCAUAGGGAAGGAAAUCGCCGCCGAGGUGGCGCUGCGCGAGCUCCUCGAGCUGGGCAUUGGCGCCACGCUAGACGGCCUGGAAGCGGACUGGAAGGCCGAGACGCUCCUCGACUAUUACUCCAUCGCGCUUGGGAGCGAAAUGUCAGAACUCGGAGUGCAGAGCAAUUGCCACCUCAUCGCGGGGGCCCUGUGGAACAAGUGGUACGACUACGAACAAGCUCGGCUUGCACAGGCACCACCCGGCACACAGGCCGAAAACCUUCUCGAGGAAGACGUUGUCUUGAUGUACCUCAAUUACCUCCGAGAGCGGCAUAACCUCUACCUCUUCGCAUUCAAGACGGCCGAAAUAGAUGGGGUCCGGCAGCUAAACUUCACCCGAGCCAACAUCCUCACCACCAAGAUUGUCCAAGCCGCAAUCAAUGGCAACCAACUUCACCCGCUGCCAUGGGCGCCGGAUCCGCAGCAGCUUUUCUCCGAGCUCAUCGAGUGGCGUAUCAACAUCGCCGAGUCUCUCGUGACCCUCAACCAGCUCGCAGAUCUGGAAACCCAGAGGCAAGCGAGAGACCAACUCGCGCUGGAUUACGCCAGGGAGCAGCUCAAAAGAAAGAGGGGGGAGAAGAAGGAGGCGCAAGAGUUGUUCGACGCCCAGCUGAAGCAAAUGAGAGAGGACGCCAAGUUCGUGCUAGACGACUUCUACGAGGUGUUCCUGGAGGAGAACGUCGCGCUCUCGCGGAAGGAUACGUCGGCGGCGCGCAAGUCGCGGCACAAGAACGACGACCCUCCUCCCGCAAUCGUGAAGACGAAAGACCACUACCCGUGGAAGCUCCGGCCGCGGUACUGGUGGGGGCGGUGGGACGGCGCCGAGGUCGCCUACAAGAAGGAUUGGCUGGCCUUCUACAACUCUCUGGCGGCGGUGCCUAGAGUCAUGGACUUUUAUCGGACGUUCACGGCCGAUGCCUACGUGAUAAGCGCGAAUGGGACCCACGGCCACCCGGACACGGCCACCAUCCUCGGCAUUGCCUACGUGGCCAUUGAGGACGAGGUGCUGCGGCAGAAGACGAGCCCUGACGGCCCGCCGAUCCGGCGGAGUCUCUACGUCACGAAUGGCCACGCCCUUCCGUUGGAACCGAUGGCGGCGCUCGCUCGUCGAUUCCCCGAGUAUCCCAUAGACCAGGUGAUCGGACUGCAGCAGGGCUGUUUCGCCAUCCGAUACCUUGCUAUCGGUGCCUUUAUGUCCAUCAGCGGUUUCGACGUACCCAAGGACCAGGAAGCCACUUAUCAACGCGAGUUCACCAACUCCUCAAGCUUUUGGGAUCUUGAUACCGCCAACGACAUCGAGAAAGCAUACGCGGACAUCGAACACGACCAACCGAUCCUUCCUAGGGACACACAGGAAAAAGUGCAUUGCGUCUUCGGAACCCAUCCUGAGCCAUCAAAGAACCCCAAUCCCACUUUCUACCUCGCGAAUCCCCCAGAGAACCCUCUGACCAACGUCGAGCCUGGCGCGGAUGACAAAAACGUCUUCAAGAUAUUCGAUGUCUGGCAACCGAUCGACGAUAUGCGAUAUCUAAACAUGUGGACCCUAGACGAUGCUUUGUACUGGAGAGUGCACUACGAGAUCCAAAAAUAUGGAGGCUACAGUCUCUACUUUACCCUCAGCGGCCUCGACUUUGGACCUCGGUUUACCUGGUACAAGGAUUUCCGUGACAGCAAUAAUCCAACGCUUACUUGGCUCUCGAUGGACGAAGCGAGAGAGCUCAACAAGGGAACCAACUGGAGCAUAGUCCAGCCCGUUGCAUUUUAUGUCAUCCGAGCCAAGUCGCACCCGAUGGCACUCAUGGCAUCUCAGCCUAUGUAUCAACUCACUGCAAGUCCGUCUUACGCUUUGGCAAUCCCCAACCAGACCACGGUCUCAGCUGAUGUGGGCGACUGGGCAGCGGCUGUGGAAGACGACGACACAGCGAUUGUGGAAGACGAGGCAGGAGUGGUCGCCUUCGAUCUUGACGCCACGCCGACUGUUAUCACGCCCGAUAGCAGCCGUGAGGCCGCUCUGUCGCCAACGGUCACGGCUAUGUCGCAGACGGGAAAUGGCACUCUGACUCCCCUAAAACCAGUCAGCGUUUCCCGCCUAGUCCCGGAUUCAGCUCAGGACUCGAAACUGGCCCAAGGUAAACCGGCAGGCCUCGAUCAAUUCCUCAAAGACUCCCAAGUGUCGACAGAGCCAGAUGGAAAGCCGUUGACGAUGGGAAAGGUCAUGGAAACGAUCCUAGGGGCGAGUAACUACUCAAAAUUACCAACCAAACGCACCCUGGAGAAGACCAUCCUCGGAUACCCGGUCGAUGUGGGGGCAUCGAUAGUCACUUAUGAGAAGAAGGCAUUCAACAAUAUCGUGACCGCCGCCAGCCUCCGCUUUGCCUUUGAAGGUCGGAAGCUUGUAAUUGACGGAGAACCCCUGAGCCUCAGCGGCGGAUUUCUGGAUAUCAAGUGGCCCGCAGGGGAAGCCAUCGAGCUGGAGUUUCGCCCCCUUUUCGACGACAAGUCGGUGUCUUUGAGCGUCUCUCGCAGGUUGGAAUCCGCCAACGUCAUCCGCGCGACAACCUUGCUCCAGCUGCUCUCCCACAUUUUCACCGAAGCGGGGCAGGAGCUCAACUUCAAGUCGUUGGCCUUGCCAAGGCUACUGGCCUAUCUGACCGGCCGCACACGAAAGGCAACCGCUGCUCACCUUCUCAAUUCGGUGCCGGCAUUGCUCAUCCAAGCUGGCAUGCUCAGUACGCCCAUUGACUUGGAGAACUCGACGGUAAUCGCACAUCCAGGCCCCGCAUCCGGACUCAUUGUCGAACGGGCAGACGUGACCUGGCAGAUCUCCAAGCUGCUUCGGCAAGCCAACGAGCAUGUUGCGGGGCUUGACAUGCAAUUCGGGGAGCUGAAGGUUGUUCUGGAAAACGCCGGACUUCCGAUAGAGACCUUGACUCUCGUUGGAUCCGUCACCGUUGCCUCGCUCAUUCUAUCGUUUUCCGUUGCCAUGUCUAACCCUGGUUCUCCGGGGACUGCGGUGGACAGUCCAGCGGUGCUCUGGACCUUCCAGGCGACGUCAACCACGGAGCUCAGUAAGCUGACGGCUCUGUGGCCGAACGACCAGGCCAAGCUCAAGCCUGAUCAGUCCAUACCAUUUUCCAAGUCGCCCCUCUCCGGCCUGCAGCACAGCGGUAUCGGAUUUGUCGUAUCCCAACCGGUUGCUCAGAUCGCCAAGUACGAGCUCUGGAGCCUCUUUGGCGCGACAACCUUUGACGACUGGAAGGCAUUCCUGCCGCCCGACUUCCUGCCGACGGGCGUCGGCGGCACGGGGCGACUGGAGAUCCGUAACCCGCUGGACAAGGACCGCCGGACGUAUGGCGUCGCCGUGGACUUCCACGCGCCAAUCCAGACUGCCAAAGAGGUGGUCACGCUAAAUGCCUCGCUAACAGCCGAGCCGCUUCCGGGUUUGGCAGGCUACGAAUACCGGGUGUAUGUCUCGGGUGACGGGGCCGGCAUCACGCUCAUGGAGCUGGCAAGCGCAGCGGGCAUCGGAGCGCAGGCCAAGUCGCUGGCAGCCGACGUCCCGAUCGUCGAAGACGUGCUGGAGAAGUUCCGGAUCCAGAAACUGGCCGUUGCGCUCGAGCGCGCCGAUAAUCAGAGCACCGUCCGCGAAUUCGGGCUCAAGGUCACGGUUGAGAAGCUUACCAUCGGCCAGUCGCUGUCCAUCGACUUUGCCGAGCUUGAUCUUGAUUACAGCUUUGGGGUGUGGCAAGGUCGAGCUGCUGGGAGGCUGACCGUUGUGAAAAAGGCACUGGCUGCCGAGAUUAUCCUCCCGACGGCGUACAGCUUGGGCUCCAUUAAGGUAGCUGCCCCUGACGGUCUUUCUAUUAGCGACCUCAUGGAGGCCUUGGGGCUGCCUUCUCUUCAGGAUGUUCCUGUGAUUGGCGACCUGCUCAAGGUUGAGCUGGUUUCCAUGUCCCUUGUGCUCGAAAAAGAGGGAAAGAAAUCCAAGAUCACCGGGUCGAGAUUCCAGCUCCAUCAUUCCAAGAUUACCGUCGGGUCAAUCGAGCUGGUCGACAUCGACGCGAUAAUCGAGACCGACACAGUCAAGAAGAAAGGAAAGGACCCGGCCACGAUGAUUACCGUCUCCAUCAGCGCACACGUGCCCUCGCGAUCCUUUGCCGCGACGCUCACCUACAACUCGCUCACGAAGAGACUCAGCGCAGCGUUCCAAGCAACCAGGGCCAUCGUUAUCGCCGACGCCAUUGCCCAGCUGAUCGGCGCUGACGAGAAGAACAAUGUCUUCGACGACCUUAUCGGCAAGCUCGGCGUGGAAUCUGCGGGCGUCGAGUUUGAUGUCGCGAAUAACUUCCGUCCCAGCAUGGUCAGCAUCCAUCUUGUCAACACUGCAACGGCGUCCAUGGGCAGCGCGUCGUUGCAGAGCCUGCGUCUCGACUACAUUGCGGGGACGCCGGCGGUAGAGGGGAAGCCGGGCCGGCCUUCUUUCUUCAACCUCGUCGGCGUGGUAAAGGGCAAGGACGCAAACGCUCGUUUGCGUCUGACCGGUGCAUGGGGAGAUCCCAAGGUUGCCUCUGUCAUCGAGCUUGCUCUAGAGCCCGAGAGCGCGCAAAGUCUCAAGUUGAGCGGCCUCAUGUCUCUGCUUCUCGACGGGACACAGCUUGCCAUUAAACAGCCGCCGGGCCUGGAAGAUCCCAGUUUCCCAGACCUAAUCAUCAGCGAGGUCUCCGGUAGCGUUGCCUGGGUCCCGUCGGAUGACGGCAAGACAAAGAAGGCCCAACUGCAGACCUUGGAUGUGGUCGUGGAGUCGGACAAGGCCUGGCCCAAGGAGGGGAUCAGGCUGGAGAAGUUCUCAGUGGCUGUACAUUUCACGCACGGAUCUGCUCUGACUGCCGACGUGUGGGCGUUUUUGAAAGUCGACGACCAGAUUCUUGUUGCCGUACGGUACUAUAGUGAGAACGACCAGACGGUCUUCCGUGGCACCCUUGGCGACAUUGAUACGAAGAACGAGAAGAAGACGCCCGACUACCGCGCGCUCGCUGACAAGUAUCUUGGAAAAAAUAACUACGACAUCCCGAAAAAGACAGAGGUACCCGAAAGGUUGCCCAUGGCAUUCCUGGACGUCACCUACGAGCCGGGGAAGAAGUUUGAGCUCCGGGCCAAGAACGACGGACUGGCGUGGCCUAUCAAAGGCUUCGGCACCUUGGAUAUCAAGGUGACUGGGCUCGGCGGACGGCUGACGGCCAAUUUAUCGGAGCAGAAGAGCUACGACGCUGUACUCUACGGCCGCUUGAGCUUCGACGCCUUCACUUCGGCGACGGCCGUGCUGCAGCUUGCCAAAGGCAAGAAACCGGUCCUGACGGCCAUGCUGCAGAAACAGGCUGGAGCCGUCAACGAAAUCCGCGACCUAGUCGGCGGCCUUUCGGGGGACGCCGACUCGUGGAAGAACUUACAACCGGCAGGAACCCAGGCUAUUGUCCUAGCCGAGACGGCGAUUGCCCUUGUCCUAGACUUCGAGGCCUCGGUCUUCCUCCUCGCCGGAAGGGUCAAGGAUGUGGGUAGCGCUCUGCUGCUGGCCAAGAAGACGCAGGACAAGUACGAUUACCUAAUCUAUCUCAAGCUGAAUAACAUUGCAGCGCUGUGGCCGGAUCUUCAGAAGGCCGUGGGUGACUGGUUCACAUUCGAGAUAAUCACCGUUCAGAUAUCAACCAAAGAGCGCAAGAUUAGUGAGCUGCAGCAAGACAUGGCAGCUUACGGCAAGGCAUUGACCGAUGGAGUCAACGCGAGCAAGAAGGAGGACCCAGACAAGGCACAAGCAGCAGACGAAGCCAAGUCCCGUGCGGAGGACGAAGAAGCCAAGAAGACACAAACGGAGCUGUCUGGCGCCCUGAGCCUAAUCCCCGCCGACCAAAAAAUACCCAAGGGCGCAUGCAUCCAUGCCACAAUUGGCCUUGGUCCUGCCACGGUCGGCGGCACCACGCCACCGAUCAGUGGGAUGUUAGCCCUGAGCACGGAGAAGGAAUCCCCCCAAAAACCAAAGAUCUAUCUAGAUGCGUACAUUGGCGAGGGAAGGUUCUUAGUUGCCAUCGUAGAACUCCCUCUGUUUGGGGGAGCUAUGCUGGUAAGGAGGGCAGCCGGCGAGUGGGAUGCUGGCAAGAAGCAGCUCACCAUGGAAGCCUCGCUUGAGCUGAAGAUUGAAGGAAAUGCAAAGGAGUUUGCUUUCCAUGUCUCUUUCAACACCAGCGAGAGCUCGACCUCCUUCAAAUUCGUUCAAGGCGAACCUCUUGCCGCGCCAACCGGAGGAGAAAAUGCGACUCCGGCACCUACGAGUGGUGACGGUGCUGCACCAGCCAGUGAUGGCAGCGCCGUCGCACCAACUCAGCCCGCGCAGCCAGUGGUGAUCCGCGAUGCUUUUGGCGGCUUGUUCGACCUGAGCCUGGCAGUAUCAAAGUUCUCAGGGACGAUCACAAAACCCGCGAAGCAGGGUGAGAGCAGCAGCCCGCCCGCCGGCAAACCGUCACUCGAGUUUGAGCUGUCGGGGCAAGUCAAGAUCGGUAGUUUGACGCUCGAUGCCAACAUCUACUUUGUCAACGGUGUCCCCAAGCUCGUCAAGAUAUCUUCGGCCACGACGCUCGUGCUACCGAUUGGCUCCAUCUUCGAGGACAUAAUCAACAACGGGACCACGCCGGACGCCUCUUGGCCCGCCGACUUUGGCGACCUACAGCUGAAAGCCGCGACCAUACGCUACUCCAAAUACGACAGAGAAUACACUGCCGAAGACGGCACAGUCUUCAAGCCGAACCUCAACAUAUCCGCCGAUAUUGAAAUCUUUGGCCUUGCGCUGGGAGUGAACGUAUACUUGCCACCUGACCGCAGCGGCGUGCGUAUUGACGGCACCUUUCCCAACGCCAUCGAUUGGGGAUUCCUCAAGUUCUUCGAAAGCAAGGCCGCGAGCACUGCAGACACAUCUACCCACCAAAAGGGACCCGUCGUUUCCGUCUACUCGCAGAAGAGUAAGGAGAGCGCCGAUAAAAACGUCAAAACAUACCAGGUAUCUGCAGGGCUCACAGUCCUGGACAAGCCAAGUUUCAAGGUCGACCUCUCGUACAGCAACAAGGUCUUCACAGGAGAGGCGACAUACGACGGCACCAUCGAUGUCUUUGGUGCCAAGAUCACACCCAAAGUCACGAUCAAACAUGCUAAUGGCAAGUUCUCCAUUUCCGCCAUGGAUAUGUCCAAGACUCUCGACCUCGACAUCGAAAAGGCAAUCAAGGACGCGUCCAAGAUCUACAAGAAAGAGUGCAAGGAUCUGUUGAAGAUCAUCUUUGACCAGGCCCUGAAGACAGAAUGCAACUGGAGCGUCGGGCUUGACGGCGUGGAUAAGACGGCCGUUAAUGUCCUCAUCGGAGGCACAUUCAAGGUGGUUCUGAAAAUCCCCAUCAUCGACAGGAAGGUCAAAGAUAUGGCAAAGUUGACCAUCAACUUCAUCGCCCCGAUCCCAUUCAAGGACUUCUCGUUCGAGGCCCUGGUCAAGCUACUGGGGAAAGCGAUGCAAGACAAUCUGUCCAAAAUUGGACAGGCCAUCAUGGAGAACAAGGAAGAAGCGUUUACGUUGAUUGAGUGGAUGUCCGCCAAGGAAUGGGGUGCAGACCUGAUCGGCGCGCUGAUCUGCCGCAGGAUGGACCCGCCGAACGUCUGGAAGCGGUUCUGGGAGCUCACACCAAAGGAUCCGAAGGAUCCGGAUGAUAAGAAUCACCCCGGUGGCUUCUGGAAGUGGCUCCUCGGGGCCGCUGCUGCCAUAUUUGGCGUCGCCGUCUUCGGACUUGGAGGCAUGCUUGCAGCCUUCGAAACCCUCGUUGGAGGAGCAGUCGCCUUUGCAAGAACGGCGGCAGAAAUUCUACGAAUGCUGGAUAAGGCCAUUAAGGCGCUAGAGACGAAUCCAGAGAAGGGGGGCAGUGGGGGCACGCUCAAGGAUGCCAAGGAUUUCAGGGGGAGGAUGGAGAAGACGCUUGCUGAUGCCAAAGCGAAGUUGCUGGAAGUUCGACAGGGCAUCCGAGAGACGCUCAACCUCAGCAAACCCCCAGAAGCCACGCUGACCGGAAAGGGGUCCGCUUUGCGGAUCGACUGGAGCAAAGCCAUGCCGCAGAAGGGCGGGAAACCAUUCUCCCUCUCCGAUGUCCCGGCCGAGAACUUCAAGUGGGAGAUAUAUGUUAGCGGGACCAACAAGUCGCCGUCAGACGAUGUGGCCUCGCCGGAAACAGACGUCUACGAGACCAAGGGGACCAGCAUUCAGAUCCACAACGCGAAGAUCGCCUCCUUCAACCAGGUCUACGCGUGGGUCAGAGCCAAGUACACGGACGCUAAGCAUGGCAGUUUCGCCUCGGCGAAAUGGGCCUCGGCGGCCGUGCUCACGAACAUUCCGAGGCUGCCACAGCCGUCGUUGCAGAUCGCGUUGGAUUCAACCUGUAUGAAUUACGGGGUUACCAUCGCGAAGGCUGUGCCGGGUUCGUACGUAAUCGCACUGAUUCUGGUCGCCAGUGGCAAGGCCGGCAGCGCAGAGUCGAAUCAAGUAGCCUUGCGAGUGAUCGACUGGCAGACGAAUGGGCAAGAUCUUAAUGUCCAGAUCCCCCUCGCGGAUCUGCGCUGGCAUCGGGCCCUGGCCAACGGCGUCAAGCGGCAGUUGCAGCUGCAAGCACGUGUCCACAUGAAGAGCUCCAACGCGUCCGUCAACACCGACUCAUCGUUUACAUGGUCCAAUCUUCUCCCUGUGCUCCAGGCGCCGAGCCAACUCACGGCAUCAUAUGCGACUGGACAGCUAAACGCGACAUGGCAAGAGGAGGAGCCAGCCAAGGGCUACGAGAUGGUCGUCAAGCAAGCUGGAAAGACGCUCUACUCUGCCCCGGCACCGAAGCCUCCCGUCUCGAUCGCCACCAAGGACCUUCAGCUCAGCGGUGGUAGGGCAAAUGUUGACGUCUUCGUCCGCAUUCAGCCACCACCCAAGGGCGGUGUCGUCACCCUGUUUGCCUCGGACAGCGUCCAGGUUGCGGACCUGCCCGUGCCGACCGUCACCGCUGACAGCUUCUUCGACGUACCAACACAAACAUUCUACAUCUCCAUGUCGCUGUCGGCUUCGUUAGCCACGGCCGAUCUUUCCUCGUUUCUCGUGUACCCGAUCAGCGCCUCCCCAUCCGACGACGAAGACAUGGCAGGCUCUUCUUCGCCGCCCAUCUACAUCUACGACUUCUACGACACGCAAGACGACAACAAGGACACGGUCCUGCUCAAGUUACCCAAGUCCGCCAUUUCCAGCCUUCCCGCGCUGCCCCAGUCCCUCCAGAUCAGCGCGGUAGACGCCGAUGAGAGGCAGGGCUCGCCAAGCGCGGCCUGGACGCUGCCCACGCCUUUACCGGACCCGUCGUCCGUCAGCGCGGUGGCGGCGACCGCGGAGUUUGACAAGGUCAACAAGACCAUGCUCGUGUCGUGGAAGAGCAUCCCCGCGGGGGUUACGCGGGUUGCCGUCGUCGUCACGGAGCGCGACACUGAUGCCCAGAUUCGCCGCGACGUCGUGAGCCCGGCCAUGGGGAUCACUAUCACGGCGGCUGACUUUGCGUUGGCGACUGGACAGAAACUCGGCGUUGCGUGCACGUCUUGGAUGGGGAAGAUGGUGCGUGGAGGGAUGGCGAGGUUUCCUGAGAUCGAGGUGCCAUCUUUGGAGGCGGAGUAGCAAGGGCGAGGUCAGCACGCCUCUGUGGGACCCGAGGAAGCUCCGAGCACAAAUCCCAUGGGCUAGGGUUGUAGAUAUUCAUAAAUCUUGGGCAUCACGAAUUAGUUUUGAAAGUGCCCGUGUACAUGUUUGUUUUAUAAAUG
Molecule: messenger RNA, 11082 nt
Organism: Phialemonium atrogriseum
Lineage: Eukaryota; Fungi; Ascomycota; Sordariomycetes; Cephalothecales; Cephalothecaceae
Exons: 4
Coding region: 146-10939 (3597 amino acids)
Source: RefSeq, a predicted model, not a curated record